AUGUGCCGCAAAGUAGUCUUCGCCGGCAUGUGCUCCCACUGCAAUGGUGGCCCCUUCGAAUGGACUCUCCUCUCCCGCGAGCUCCCCUGCCUCGACGCGAAAAACAGCGGCCUCUUUGGCGGCUGCCCGACCGGCGUCGAGAGGGACGAGAAGCAACACGAGCAAGAAUGCGCCGCCUGCGAGGCGCUGCUGGGCGCGGACGAGGGCUACGGGCCCGGCAUGGAGGACGAAGAGACACUCGGGUUUGUGGGUUACUACACCGGCGACUUUGGCGCCAUCCCCCCCCCCACCACCACCACCACCGCCAGCAAUCCCACCGGUAGUGGUGAUGGCCAUCCCAGUCACAUCACGCAUCAUCAUCAUCAUCACGUCAAGAAGGGGAGCGGGGAGUACCACGACUGGAACGUGGUGGCUGUUGGUGCUGCUGCUGCUGCUGCUGCUGCGGAUCAUGACUAUCAUCACAAGAAAGCAUACAGUGCUGACAAGAGUGUUGCUGGUGGGCAGGCGUCAGGGAUGAGGCGAUCGUCAGAGAGGAGGGGGAGCGGGGGGGAUGAGUCGAGGAGGAAGAAGAAGCAGCGCAAGACUUGA
Molecule: messenger RNA, 588 nt
Organism: Podospora pseudocomata
Lineage: Eukaryota; Fungi; Ascomycota; Sordariomycetes; Sordariales; Podosporaceae
Exons: 1
Coding region: 1-588 (195 amino acids)
Source: RefSeq, a predicted model, not a curated record